AUGACAUCAGCUCAUUACCAUUGCAUUUUGUGUAAGCCAUAUUUGACGACUCGGCAAGGAAAAUACACAUAUAACGGGUUCUAAAUCUUCAAAGGAGUUUGAUAGUAUGUAGAUAUAUAGGAAACGUAAUGAGGAAUAUCUUAAAAGUUUAUAAUGGCACACUCCCCUGAUUAUUUCUUCAAAGAGUAUGGAAUAACUGACCAGUCCCCUCUUAGUUUGUUACAGCUCGACCCGGCAGACAGAGCUGUACUUAAAAUAGCAGAUGUGAGAGAUGCAGUCCAAAAGAAAACAUUUACAAAAUGGGUGAACAAACACUUGUUAAAGUGGUCUCCCCUUCCUGUCGACUACAUGCAGCACUGGAGGUUUACACAGGCUGGCCGUAGAAUAGUAGACCUGUUUGAAGACCUCAGAGAUGGACAUAACUUGAUAUCACUGUUAGAAGUGCUUGCACAUGAAUCUUUGCCAAGAGAAAAAGGUCGUAUGAAGUUUCAUAAAAUUCAGAAUGUACAGAUUGCAUUAGAAUUCCUGCGAAGAAAAGGGAUAAAACUGGUUAACAUCAGAUCUGAUGAAAUUGUGGAUGGGAACCCUAAAUUAAGUCUUGGGUUGAUAUGGACAAUCAUUUUACACUAUCAGAUCUCAGAGAUAGUGGUUCCAGGACAACCUGAGGACAUAACCUCUAAAGAAGCUUUAAAAAUAUGGGGCCAGAGAACAGUGGAGGGAUAUCCUGGGGUCAAAAUACGGAACUUCACAAACAGCUGGAGAGAUGGAAAAGCCUUCCUUGCUAUCAUACACAGAAACAGGCCAGAUUUGAUUGACAUAAGCCGCACAAGACACAAUAACAAUCGUCAAAACUUAGAGCUAGCUUUUGGUACAGCAGAAAGAGAAUUAGCUGUCACAAGACUUCUUGACCCUGAAGAUGUGGAUGUGAAUGAGCCAGAUGAGAAGUCUAUUAUUACUUAUGUAUCCUCACUGUACGAUGUUUUCCCAGAGGUGCCAAGUGUCGAACAAACAUUACGAGAUAAUGAACGUCAAAUUAAACAAGAAGAAUACAGAGAUUUAGCCAGUUCAUUAUGUAUGUGGCUAAAGGAAGCAACCAACAUUAUGAUGGACAAGACAUUUCCAACAACACUGAUAGAAAUGAGAUCUGUGUUAGCAGAAUGCAAGAGAUUUAGAACAGAAGACAUUCCACCAAGACAGGACACCAAACAAAAACUACUACGUAUAUACGAUGAAAUACAGGGACUGGGACCAGGCACAGGUGAUAUGGGUAUCCCCGAUGAACUCCACCCGGAUAAUAUCAACAGACUUUGGAGCAGAUUUACAUUUGCCCAGCAAGAAAGGGACAGCCUAGUGCAGUCAGAAGUUGUCAGACUGGAAAGGCUACAAAGAUUAGCAGAGAAACUUCACCGUGACUGUAAAUACCAAGAGGACAAAUUAGACGAGGUUGCCAUUGGAGUGUAUGAAGAACAAGGUCGUGUUGAUGUUGUCCACCCACAUGAAGCCAAACGUAAAUGUGAUGCCCUGGAUGAGGCCCUUCGUAAUGUUGAGGAGAAUGCACGCAGUAUGUUUCGUGAUGUACAAGCCCUCCAAGAUGGAAGGUUUUCUACUGCAGAACAACUCAGCAGAAGAGUUUCUUCCAUUAAGUCAAGAGUAUCACAGUUAAGAACUCAGCUGUUUGGUGAAGUUGUACAGAAACUAAUAUCCAAGUCCUAUGUCGAGGAAGGCGUUACUGUUACCAGGAGGCGAGAAUAUGUAACAGAAAUUAGACCUACAGACAUGAACCCAACAUUUCAACAUGUUCAUGAAUGUUUGUCAUGGGUAGAAAAUAAACAGGCAGAGCUUGAGUCAAGAGAAUAUGGAACAGAUUUAUCUACCGUAGAAACCCUUUGUAGUUCUCAUCAGUUAGAACAUCAACAAAUACAAAACUUUCGAAGAGAAAUAGAAAAAUGCAUUUCAGAUGGGAGAAUGUUAUCCCCAGAGGAUCAGAACUUAUAUGCAGAAUGGUUAUCUAAAGUAGAAGUGGCUUAUUCUUUAUUAAUAAAAACCUCAACAAGACGUUCCCGAAGCUUGGAUUCUUUGCGAGAAUUCUUGCAGACAGCAAUGCAAGAACUAAUCUGGUUGAAUGACAAAGAGGAACAACAAGUUACUAGAGAAAUAAACAUAAAUACAGACCCACAAACCACAGAUGGUGCUUAUAAGAGUUUGAUCCAUGAAUUGGAAUUGAGAGAAGUUCAGUUCAAUUCUGUACAGGAACGAGGAACAGCUUUAGUUCUUGAUCGCCACCCUGCAGCUGAUACAAUAAAAGCCUACAUGGAGGAGAUGCAGUCACAGUGGUCCCUACUAUUACAAUUAACAUUAUGUUUAGAAUCCCAUGUUAAAUCUAUCACCACCUAUCAUCAAUUCUUUCAAGAGUGUAGACAAUAUGGAUCAGAAAUGACUCAUUGUUCAGAACUUCUUAAUACAAUUUAUGGACAAGAAAAUUUAAGCAUUGAUGAUGCCAAAAGACAAAUUAGUGAUUUACAUAAAAUGCAAGAACAAUUAACAGAAUUUGACAAACAAAUUGCAGACUUGAUUCAGACUAGUGAAGAAGUUAUUCCAUUAGAAAAAAGAACUGAACAUGUGACGUCUGAUAGUACAGUGCAAUGUUUAUGUACAUACAGACACCAAAAGGAAAUAAUACAGAGAGGACAAGAAUAUGAAUUAUUAGAUACUUCAAACAGAUCCAAGUGGAAGGUUGCAUUGUCAAAUGGUGAUGAAGAAAUGUUGCCAUCUAUUUGUUUUGUCAUUCCCCCACCUAAUAAAGAUGCCAUAUCACAAGCUGAGAGGCUUCAUGUACAGUUUGAACAUUUACAUAGUUUAUGGAAAAUGAGGCAGAGAUCCACUAAACACAAUAUGAUAUUGAAUACAGUUAGGGUCAUAAAGAACUGGGAUCUUAAACAGUUUAUGAGUUUAGAGCCAGGAAGGAGGGAGAUGUUUUGGAGAACUGUAAAUGAAGACGCUGAGAAGCUGAUCACAGAAGUAGGAGAGACCACACACGAAAUGAGAAAAUUACGGGGAGAAUUAGCCGAAUGUAAUCAAAUAUUUCUAAGUCUUUCAGCAACUGCUCAAGAAGAAGAAUCACAUAAGACAAAAUCUCCUGAUCAGAAGCUUGUUCAUGAAGUUGAUUCUUUUAAUAAACGUUUUAUGGACUGUGAACAGGAGUUGAUAUCGAGACUCCAGGAUCAUCUACCUCGUGACAAACUUGGUCUUCGUCAUAUCGUAGAACAACAAAAGGUAUGGGAGGCCAAUGCCAGUGAGUUAGAGAAUGGAGUUGAUGUCCUGAAAUCUACCUAUGCAAGUCUUCCACAUAAAUCUCAUAUAGCAGAAUCAAAAUAUCAUGCUGUGGUACAACGGUGGGAUCAAAUACGAUCUCUCUCACGGGUUUAUUUAGAUAGAUUAAAAGCAACAGAUUCUUUAUUGACCGGAAUAGAGCAGAUGAGACAGUUAGUAGCAGACUAUGAGAUAGCUCUGGUGUCACAUGACAACAUGUCAGCUGAUCCAGAUACAUUUAGACAAGUUCAUGAAGAACUCCAAGAUUUAGAUUCAUCUAUACAACAGCAGCAGCCAAAGUUAGAUAGAUUAACAAAAGAUGUAGAAAAUCUUAGAGCUCUUCUAAAACACUGUCGACCAGGCACAUCUCGUCACAAUGAUUUGGAGACCGUUGAUAAGGAGGUUGAUGGUCUCAGACAAAGAUGGGAACAGAUCAUAUUACAAAUUGUUGAAAGGAGAAGAGUCUUUGAAUCUUCCUCAAACCUAUUGUCUCUGUAUACCAGUGGGGUUAAAGAUGAACAACAAUGGAUGAAACGGCUACAGAUGAAAAUUAAUCAAUUACCUCCCCUUACAAACAAUAUCGAGGAAGUCCAGCAACAGAUAGAACCAUCAAUGGCGAUAUAUAAUGGUCUUGGAGAACACCAGCACCAGUUAGAGGCAGUCAACAAAUAUGGAGGCCAAUUUAUCAGAGAGGCUAAGAUUUAUGACAGAAGAUUACGUCAGUACAAAACGACCUUGGAGGACAUUGAUGCUGCCCUCGUAGAAAGUAUGACAAAGAAACAAAAACGUGAGGAUGGAGCGGAGCGAGUGAAAACAGAACUUGACAUAGUGAAUAAACAAUAUAUGGAUAUGGUCAAAUGGAUUAGUCACAGACUUAAGGAAAUCACAAGGAUUUUAUCUGAAUCUAAUGUUAAUUUGAAGUUCCAAAUGGUUAUAGAUGAAGAAAUUCCAUUAUUGCGUACAUUCCGUGCAGAACUUGCCAAGAGAUCGUCCAUGUUAGUUGAUGAGGAUAUGGAAGGAUAUUUUCAUCAGUUAUCAGAAUUUGAAGGAUACCCAACACCAAUGACAACCACAAAUGGUUAUGGUGGUAAAUCAUUCGUCAGUAAAGUGACAGCUAUGGUGGAUAGACCUAUCGGAACAUCUACUCCACGAAUGGAUAAAAGUGAAAGUACCAUGGACAGUAUGGAUGUAGAUGAUAGUCCAGGAGUCCAAAGAAGAAUGAUAUCACCUCCACUGUUAGCACCUAACAGAUUGUCAAUGAAGGUUGCUAGUAUUACAAGUGUCCAGGCUUUACAUCAGAGUGCUCCACCUGAAGAUCAUAUGUCUAAUACUUCACAAAUAUUGGUGACAGUUAAACAGGAAUGUAUAGCACCAAGUCAAAUGACAUUAUACGUGUCAGCUAUUCUUAAUCCUCAGACAGGAAGACAAGUUAGUUUAGUGGAUGCUAUUAAAUCUGGAUUGUUUGACUCUAGAACAGGGUUUUAUGUCGACCCUUUAACAAGUAGAAGAUUAUCACUUCAAGAAGCCUACAGUAAAGGUUAUAUAUCUGAUGGUUUACUGCAGCAGCUGAAUUCACCCUGUGGACUAACAGAUCCCGUAACAAAUAGACAAAUUCCAUUAUUAGAUGCCAUGAAGAAAGGAAUAUUUGAUCCUGUUAAAAUGACUUACAGAGACCCAAACUCUGGUCAGAACAUUCCAUUACAUCAGGCUGUGUCUAAAGGCCUGAUAUCACAACAAACUGCAACAAACCUAGGAGGAGAUGGGGUAACAGUUACCACUAUCACACAGUCCCAAGCUGUGUUUGGUACUGCUGAUUUAUCAGUACUAGAAUCAGCAUUAGGACUAGCUGAUGCUAUAGAAAAAGGUCUGUUUGACUCGUCAUCUGGAAAAAUUAUUGAUCCAUUAUCAGGAAAAAGUAUGACUAUUUUAGAAGCAGUUGAAAAAGGACAUUUAAAUCCAUCAAAGAAAGAAAUAAAGGAUCCUGCAUCAGGAGAAUACAUUUCACUAGUGGAAGCUGUGAGUAAGGGUCUAAUUGACCCAGAAUCUGGAUUAUACAUAGACAGGUCCAAAGGUCAGAACUUACCGUUAGACCAAGCCUAUCAGAGACAGUUAUUAAGUAAACCACUUUACCUUCCAAAGGCUAUUGUAGAAGGAUCAAUAACAGAGAAAGGUCACUUAAUUGAUCCAAACUCUGGACGUGUGAUAUCAUUCUCUGAUGCACUAGACAAUGGCAUUCUGGACGACAGUACAAAAUGUGUGAUGAUUCCUUCCUCUGGAGAGGUUUUCUCAAUCAGAGAAGCAAUAGAGAAUGGUAUCCUUGAUUCACGAGGAUUGUUUGUAUCACCUGGUGCAGAACCUGCUCAACCUAUUGCAUCAGCUGUUCAGAAAGGCUACUUAAAAUUGGUCAGUGAAGAAGUCCUUUUAGCAAGACCAUGUAUCAAGGACUCAGUUACAAAUAAAAUGUUAACAGUUCCAGAAGCAAUGCGAAAAGGCAUAAUUACAAGCAAUGGAGAUUUUGUCGAUACAAGAACUGGACGAAGAGUACUACUUAGAGCUGCAGCCAGUCAGGGGUUGGUAGAUAAAGAUGUGGUAGAAAAAUUGACACGUGAUACAUCCAUGAAGGAUGCAAGCGGCAAAAAUGUGUCCCUUCUCAAAGCGAUACAGAUUGGAAUGUUAGAUCCAGAUCGAGGGGAGAUAACUGAUGCUAGAACAGAAAGAGUAAUGACUCUGAACAAGGCAGCUAAGGAAGGAAUUAUAUCAACAGAUGAUGCUCAGACUGUGCUAGAGGUUCUCAGUCCAGCUAUUACAUAUACCUCUGUUCAAACCAAACUACAGCCAGGUAAUGAAGAGGUCAACUUUCGUCCAAUAUCUGUAUCAGAAGCCCUCUCCCAGGGUUUGUUGGUGGAAAGAACCGGAACAUUUCGGGAUCCUCACACAGGGUCAACAAUGCCUGUGGAGGAAGCAAUACAGAAGGGACUUUUACGAUUGUCCACAGAAUGGCCGCCAACAUCUCUUCAAGAAGAAAAAUAUGAUGAAAGCUCUGAAGAAAUAGAAUUUGAUUCUUUUGAUUCUCUACCAGAGCCAGGAGCUUCCAAAGUUCAAUCCAAAAUAGUAAGGAAAGGAAAUGAGGGCUUCUCCUUCACAUCAACAACAAUUUCGAGACCUGCCAUUGCAGAAUCGGUGGUGAGCCAGACUCGCCAUAUUGAAGUACAAAGCAUCACCGAUCCACGUACGAAGGAGAGGAUAUCUCCACAAGAAGCAGUAAAAAGAGGAAUAUUAGAUCUAUCAAAAGGAUGCUUUAUACACCCACUGACUGGUCACAAAUUUACCAUUAAUGAAGCCAUAGCUAAAGGUCUUGCAACAGGACGAGAAACAGACAAACCACAUACUUCUGAUACAUCUGUCAAAGAAAUACGAUCAUUUGCAAUUACUAGUGUCAUUCAUCCAAGAACAAAAGAAAAGAUAUCUGUUUCAGAGGCUGUCAAUCAAGGAAUAUUAGACAGAGAAAGAGGACUGUACAUGACAUUUGAUCAACAGGGCAGAAGAGUGUCUAUACCUAUCAGUGAAGCUGUUGAUAGUGGAUGGGUUCUGGCUGAGGAUGUUAGCACUAUGCAUGUAGCUAAAGGGGACAUUCUUAAAGAAACAAAAACAUUCCAAUUAAAAAGUGUCAAACAUCCAAUUACAGGAAAAUUUGUGCCUGUCAUUGAAGCUGUAAAAGAUGGUAUCUUAGACGAAGGAAAUGGAUUGUACAUAAAUACAAGGACAGGUGAGAAAUUAUCUGUAUACGAUGCUAUUGAGAGGAAACUUAUUGAGGCUGAACUCACAUCUGUCACGUCUAAUGAUGAAGGCGAUGGAAGCAAGAUGACCACUACAAAAAUGACCACACUAAUGGUAUCAUGGGUUGUACAUCCCAGAACUGGUGAAACCAUAUCUAUACAAAAAGCUGUUGAUGAAGGAAUUAUUGAUAAUGUAAAUGCACAGUACAUCAACAUUGUGACUGGAGAGAGGAUGUCCAUCAAUGAUGCAAUAGACAGGAAGUUAGCUAUUGCCACGUCAAACAUAGAAACUGCUCAAGAUCGUCAUGAAAUAUCAAGUAUACACAUUACUGAUGAACAAGAGACAUUUGAAGCUACAUUAGUGGAGGAAAUAACUGCUGAAACAGUAUCAUAUAGUAUCAGCAGUGUCAUUGACCCCAGGACAAUGAACAUGAUCUCCUAUGACGAUGCCGUCUUGAAUGGAAUCUUGGAUAUAUCCAAAGGACUGUACAUCAACCCAGGUACAGGAGAAACUCUUCAAAUUAACACAGCACUAAACAAAGGACUGAUCCAUGCUGAUGUCACAGGCAGAUCAAAGGAAGAAGAAUUACUACAUAGUGCUUUCAGUGCUGGAAAUCUGCCAUUCUCAUUGAAGAAUGUCACUUCUGUGAUCAAUCCUAAAACCAGAGAGCAAAUAUCAGCUGUGACAGCUAUCAAGAAUGGUCUGAUUGAUGCUGAAAAUGGAACAUUCCUGGAUACCAGAACAAACAGUAGAAUACCAUUGGAAGAUGCAUUAAAACUAGGCUUCAUCAGCCUAUCAAAAUCAACAGAUGCUGCUGAUAUUGAAAGGAUACAAAAUAUGUCAAUGGAAGAACCUGUUCCACCUACUAUUACAGAAAAUGGUAUCGCCCCAUCUGUGGUUGAUAUAAAACUAGAGCGGUCAGGAGCUAGAGAUGAGGACAGAAUGAAAAAUGACAGUUUUGAUGAGGUUCUAAAUUACACCACAGACGUGGAACAAAGUUAUGAUGGUAUUGAUGGUGAUAAAGGAAGGACACCACAACUUAUAAUGGAAACAACAGAGACAACAAGAACUAGAGGUGAUGUGAAGACUCUUAAAUCAGAAUCUGUAUCAGCACCUUCUGGAUUCUCAUACUCAGAGGCUCUUCAUGUAGGUCUUAUUGAUCCAACAUCAGGCAAAGUCAGAGAUCCAAAAACUGGUCAACUAAUUACCUUAAAAGAAGCCAUUGAUAGAGGGAUUGUUGACACUGAUAAACAAGCCAUGCUAAGUCUUACUCUGGAUAGACCUGUCACUCUACAGGAAUGCUUCAAUAGGGGAUUAAUAGACAGCAGUACUGGUCGUGUCAAUUAUCCAAAAUGUCAACAACAAAAUAUCAUACUAGGGUCACAAUUUAGGUCACAAUUCUCAAAACCAGGCCCUUUGAAUCUACUGGAUGCAGACAAAGCACAACUUAUUGAUGAAAGAGGACAGUUAUUGGAACCAAUCUUAGGAGAGAGGAUAACAAUUCAGGAAGCUGUAAAUCGUAAUAUUGUUGAUGGAAAUUUGGUUCUGAUUGUUGAUGAAGCGUCUGGAACCAAACUACCACUGAAGACAGCUUUACGACAAGGAAUUAUAGAUGGAAAAACUUGUGAAGUGACAAACACAGCCACUGGAGAAGUAAUGCCACUGUCGUCUGCUAUACAGCAAGGACUUGUUGUUGACUCACUGGAUCAGAAGAGAGGAACAGUAAUGGAUUCAGCCACAGGAGAAACUGUUCCUAUUGAACAAGCAAUACUUGAUGGAAAGCUGAGGUCUGACGAAGUCACUAUAUUGGAUUCAAGGACAGGUGAAAUGAUUUCUCUGGAUUCAGCAAUGAAAAAAGGACUGUUUGAUAGGAAAUCUGGCAAGAUUAAAGAUUCCAAGACAGGAGACAAAAUGACUGUUCAGGAUGCACUGAAGUUUGGACUACUAGCAGUUGUUGGAGCACCUAUUCUGGCAGGGAAAGUUGUCUAUGAUGCUGUAAAAAGUACAAAGACCAAGGGACCAGUUAUAAAAGAUGUUACAGAAACAAAAUCUAAAGGCCCAAUUAUAACAGAUGUGACAGAACAGGAAAGACAUAAGACUGAAACAAUUGGAAAAUUUACAUUGAAUGGGGAUGGAGAACCCCAAACUACUAUUAUAUACGCUAAACCUGGAGAUCGUAUCAAACCGACAAUGAAUCUUCCUUCUCUUCAGAAAAAUGAACCAGAUUUAAAUGGACCUGAUAGUUAUGUGGUAAGUCCUGACAGAAGUAGAUUUUCUCAGAGUAAUACUUCUGAGACGCUAGAUUUUUCUCAUCCUUCGCUGCAUGUAAAACCUUCUAUGGGUGUUUCGUUUUCUUCCGAGGUUGAUGGAUCUUCUUUUUACAAGCCCUCCUAUCCUUUAUCCUCCCCUUCCUCAAUGGUGAAUGGUGACUCCAAACCUUAUGGAAGUAGAAUUUCUGAUAGUAUUUCUGAACAGACAACUGAAACAAGCUUUACAAGUUCUCCAUUUAUAUCUAAGGAUGAUCUGACUAUUGAUUGGAGUGCUGGAAAGGUCAUCAUAAGAUCAACUGGAGAAGUGAUGACUGUACCUCAAGCAGUACAGAGAGGUCUUUUGGAUUCGGAUACAGUAGAAGAACUUGCUGAAUCAGCAGAUUUACAAUCCAAAACACCAGCCAUAGAUGUUAACUGGGAUGAAGGAACCAUAACUGUCAAGGAAACAAGGGAAGUAAUCACAAUUGAUGAAGCUGUCAACAGGAAAUACAUUGAUUUAUCAACUGCACAAACAUUAUCAAUGGUGGUAGGAAAAAUACAUGAUGUUGAAACUAAACAGUCAAAAAAGGUUUCACAAGUAAAAUUUUCUCCAGCAGAAUCAAAGACUAUAUUUCAUGAAACAAAAGUCAUUACUGAGGAACAGAAGUCAGGAAGUUUACCUAGAUACAGUUCAUCAACGAAAGGAGAAAGAGAGCCUGUAUCACUAAAUGAACUUGUUAUGAAUGAUAAAAAUGUCACACUUAAAGGAAAGAUUUCUGUUCCAGGAAAGCAUAAACCUGUUACGGUUCAGAGAGCUAUUGAGGAAAAGUUAAUAGACUUUGAUAAUUCUAGUGUUUUAGAUCCCAAAACAGGAGAUUUGAUUUCAUUGAAUGAGGCAAUCAGGCGUGGAAUAUUUGAUCCUGAAACAGGAAAGCUGAAACAUACUGGGACUGGAGAAAAGAUUACGUUAAGAGAGGCCUUUUAUGAGGGUCUGAUACCACCACCAGGAUUUAGUGUUACUACUUAUCGUGAAGUUCAAAGUGAGGUUGUUGAUCAUCACUACUCCAUUAGCGAUGCCAUAGAACAAGGAAUGGUGGAUGAGGGAAGUGGUACAUUUAGAGACCCAAAAACUGGAGAAGUUAUGUCAUUAGGUGCAGCCAUUCAUGAAGGUUAUAUCAGUCCUCCAACUUCUCCCCGCAGAGAAGUUGAUCGUGCUGAAUAUAAAUUCACCAAAAGUUCACCUGUCAAAAUACGUCCAAGAUCAAAGGAUAAAGCACCAAAAGAAAAUCGCUUGUCAUUCUCUCAAGCCUUGAACAGGGGCCUGAUUGAUGUGGAGAGUAGUAAAUUUACUGAUCCUUCUACUGGUUCUAGAAUUGCUGUACUUGAUGCUAUUAGAAAACAGUUGAUUGAUCCUGAAGACGAAGUGCAGGAAACAACAGAGGGCUUCACUCUGACAGCUGCAUUAGCUGAAGGAGUUUUUGAUGACUCAACAGGUGAAUUUACUGACAGAAAAACAGGACGAAAGCAUAGUUUACAAGAAGCCAUUCGUUUGGGAUUUAUCAGUGGGGAUAGCAGUAUCUAUGAUGUCAAAUCAGGAAAAAUGAUGACUCUCACUGAAGCAUUGAACACAGGAAGAAUUGACCCCAAAUCUGGAAAAUUUAUCAGUAAAGAUUCUUGUAUCAGAAUUUCUUUGAAAGAUGCUGCUAAAAUGGGUCUUGUUGCAUUUGUCGGUGCUCCUAUCUAUGGAGCUAUGAAAGUAAAAGAUUACUUCACCAAAGAUAAGUCAGUAACGAAAACAUUGUCAGUAUCUCUAGACAGAUCUGUUCCAAUUGAUGUGCAGUCUACUGUUGUAACUCGUACUGGUCCUGAGAAUAUAGAGAUAACAGAAUAUAAACAUAAACAAAACAGAGAUGGAGUGGGUGAUUCUGAUAUCUUAGAAUCGUCAGAAAAGGUUUCGUGUAAAGUUCAUAUUCGUGGUGUGAGAGACUCAGCAGGGAGGAAGGAUACCAGUCUUGACCAGGCAAUCAGGUCAGGCAUUAUAGACACACAACAUGGAACAUACAAAAAUUCACUCACUGGUCAGGAGAUGAGCAUAAAGGAGGCUCUAGAUUAUGGGUUUAUUGAUGGAAAGGUUAUGGAUAGUGUGACUAUGAAAGAACAGACUUCAAAAUCUGGUGUCAGUGCUGAUGUAAUGUUCUCAGAGAAAAAGAGAAUGUCCAUUGUAUCAGUUAUUGACCCAAAUACAGGACAAGAGCUGAAGUUACAUGAUGCCGUUCAUAAAGGCGUCAUUGAUCACGAUGGUAAAACAUACUUUGAUGAUGAACAUGGAAGGAUCAUACCUAUUAUGGAUGCUGUCAACCAAAAACUUGUCAGAGUAAAAGAUGUAGAUUCUGAAAUGAAAAGCACUGAACUUUAUGGAGAAUCCAAAGAAGAUACAAUAACUCAAGUGAAAACAUUAAAGAUUAACACAGUUGUUGACCCAGCUACUGGUCACAGUAUCAGUCUUCAGGAGGCUGUCAAGAGAAAUAUCCUAGAUCUACAUGCUGGUGUAAUUGUAAACUCCAGAACAGGAGAAGAAAUACCAAUCAGUGAAGCAUUGAAGAUGGGAUUAGUCAGUGGUGAAAAUUCAUCAAAAACAGAAACAUUUGAAACUACCAGUCCUGACACACUUCAUCUCAAAUCUGUGUUCGAUCCUGAUCAGGGACAGUUUAUUCCAGUCAAACUUGCCAUAGAGAAAGGCAUCAUCAACCCAAAAACUGGACGUUAUAAAGAAAAAGAUGGAAGCUCUAUUCCAAUAACUGAAGCUGUUCAUGAAGGUAAAAUUAAAGCAGAUCAGAAAAUGGUAAAAUCACCAUCUUCAGCAGAAGUCAUUACUGAAAGACGUACAUUUAACAUUCAAACAAUAGUUGACCCUAGAACAGGACAAACCAUACCAGUGCCUCAAGCAGUUCAAAGUGGAAUUUUAGAUUUGAAAGCAGGAAUAGUCACAAAUACUCAAACAGGAGAAAAAUUAAGCAUACCUCAAGCCAUUAAACGUGGGUAUGUACGAGCUGACUCUGUAUCAGAAGAAUUAGGAGGUUUUGAUGGUAGCAGUCCUAUCAAUAAUGUUAAGUCUGUUAAAGAUCCAAGGACAGGAGAAUGGCUGUCAGUAGAAGAGGCAGUUAAUAGAGGUGUUUUAGAUGGUGGGCUAUGUAAAUACCUGGACAAACAUACUGGGGAAACACUGGAGCUUGAGGAUGCAGCCAGGAAGGGGUAUGUUCAGUUGGAACAGACAUUCCCUUUUGUGACUACUGUGAAACGAGACUCCAUGACAGUCAAGGCUAUCAUUGAUCCUAAAACUGGUACUAAGAUCCCAUUACAGGAGGCCAUCAGGAAAGGCAUAUUUAUUCCAGAUAAAGGAAUUGUUGUUAAUCUGAGAACAGGAGAGAGACUACCAUUGUUAAUGGCAGCAGAGAAAGGUCUGGUAGAAAUUGCAGCUGGUAGUUCUGACAACAUUGUAACAGUAGGAGAUACCAUGAUAACUGAAGUCAAGGAUCCAUUUACUGGCAGAACCAUGUCACUGGAUGAAGCUUUAAAAAGAGGAAUUGUAGACAAGGAUAAACAUGUCUACUAUGACCCUAAGACAGGAGCAUCAAUGCCACUAGAGGAUGCUCUAAAGAUUGACCUGAUUACUGGAGAAAGUUUACAACAAAAUGGUAAUGUCGACAAGGAAACCAAAGAUGUAAAGCAAAUAAAUGUCACAGGAGUACUUGAUUCAUCAACAAACAGACAGCUUACAGCUGAACAAGCUAUACAAAAAGGAAUCAUUGAUGCUGAUAUGACAAAAUAUUAUGAUGCUAAGUCCAGGACAUUUAUACCCAUGGAACAGGCAUUACAGGCUGGUCUAGUAUCCGGUGUUGUUCAGACAAUUAAAACAGUGCAAACAAAAGUCAAAUCAGAAAAACCAGCCAUUACAUACAAUAUAUCCAAGGUUAUGGAUACAUCUCAAGGUCAAAUGAUUGAUGUAGCUGAAGCCAUAAAUAGAGGCGUACUUGAUGCAAAGGGUAACUAUAAAGAUACUCGCAGAGGAGAAACAAUGCCAUUAUCUGAUGCAAUGAAGAAAGGAAUGGUAUUAGCCACAGAGGUCGAUGGUAAAAUAUCAAUGUCACCUGCUAAAGCUACAGAGAACUACACAUUUAAUGAAGCUCUUAGAAAAGGUUACAUAGAUGAACAAAGAGGUUUGUUUACACAUCCAAAUACAGGAAAGAUUUACACUGUUGAUGAAGCUGUAAGGGCAGGCAUGAUUAUUUCAUCCACAUCUCAGCCAUAUGAAUAUUCAAGUCCAAGGGAAGAUGGGACAACUAUGUCAUUUCAACAAGCUUUUCAACAAGGAAACAUUGAUCCAAAAAACGGGCAAUUCGGAGGCAGGGACAGGAGAAUCCCCAUGUCCAUUGAAGAAGCACUUCAUAGACAGUUCUUGUCUCCGGUAACCAGACAAAAUUCACAACAAGGGGGAUCAGUAGUGUUAUUGAAAGCGAGCCCUCACACGGCAGAAAGAGGAGCUGUUGUAUACACAGACAUAGUCGAUACAAAGAUACCGAUGGAUAACACAAGAUAUGAUGAACAAGUUACCAUGACUACCACAACUGUACCUGGUAAUACUGACGAGAAUAGAAGUGAGCCUUCAUUAUCUGUUAGUGAAGCUCUUAAAACUGGAAAAAUUGAUUUGGAAACAGGAACUUAUCGUUACCCUAAUACAGGGGAAAUAAUGUCUGUUGAUGAAGCUGUAAUUUGUGGCUUUUUGUCAAUAGAUAAAGCAGAAAUGAUUGAUGAAGAUGUUCACCCUAGCAAUGAACAAUCACCUAUUUCCAUAUCAGAUGCCAUAACCCAAGGAAAGAUUGACUCCGAUAGAGGAACCUUCAGUGACCCUCAAUCUGGGGAUGUAAUGAGUCUUCAAACAGCCCUACAAACUGGUUUCAUUCAACCAAAAGUCACUUCUGAUAGUGAACAAAUAACAACUUCAGGAGACCAGUAUACAGUUGUUAAAGAAGGGUCACCAUUUUCACCAAAAAUUGAUGUUAAAGUCAUAAAUGGUGAAGUGGUUUCAACAACAUCAACAGAAAUUCAGAUCACAUCAGGAAGUGCUACAUAUGUUACCAAACCUGGAUUUAUGGUUGAUUCUAAGGGCAAAGUCCUAAACGCGUCUACUGGAGAUAUAAUGUCAAUAUCUGAGGCUGCAGCCAAAGGUCUUAUCUUCACAGAAAGUACUGAAAGUAAAUCAGAAGUCAGAUUUGCUGAAGGUAAAAUAUCAUCAUUAGAAACUGAGCAACAAACUCAAUCUGAAAGUACAACAUUCUUCACAAAGCCAGAGUAUAAAGUAGAUUCUAAAGGCAAGGUAGUGAACACUAAAACAGGUGCUCUAUUACCAUUGUCUGAGGCACUAGCUAAAGGAUUAGUUUUCACCGAAUCUACUGCGCUUAAAUCAGGUUUACAUGUAUCUGAAGGAAAAGUUAAGAUGCCACUAGUGAAGGCUGAUGUCACGUUUGCUACUAAACCUGGAUUUGUAAUAGAUUCCCAAGGAAAGGUAACACAAACAACAACGGGUGAUUCCAUAUCUUUACCUGAAGCAAUAAAGAGGAGUGUGGUGUUUACUGAAACCACCAAACCUACCAAGGAUUUAUUCAUCUCUGAAGAUACAAUGGCUCCAACUGUGGUGGAACAGCAAACAGUGAAACUACGAUCUAAACCAGUUAAUGGUAGAGCUGUGGACCACAAAGCUGAUGAAUUUGAUAGUGGGAUGAAAGUAACUGGUAGAAGAUCUACGGACCGCUCCACACCUUUUGAUGAGGGUCGAUUAGUGGAUUCCUAUGAUAAACUUGGUCAGGACCUCAACAAUGAACUCAAUUGGCUGUCAGAUGUGGAACAGCUUCUUAGAGAUGAUCACCCAAUUAGUGAUGACCUUGACAAGGUUAAAGGUCAACUACAAGCUCAAAAGGAUCUUAUCUCAGACAUACAACAACAUCAACAGCCAAUAGCAGCUCUGAUUUACCAGACUGAACAGUUACUAGAGAACCAUGAGGAGGAGCUUACCCCAGAACAGGUCACAGAACUUCAAAAUCUCACAUCAAAUCUCAAGUCUAACUUUGGUAAAUGUCAGAAAACCUCCAGUACACGACUGAAACAUCUGACCACAGCCUCUGAUGAACUGACCAAACAUGAGUCAGAGCAUGAGAAGUUCUUAGAAUGGGUAGUCACUACUGACAAUGACCUGAGAGCUCUGGAAAUAGAAGCUCGUAAUCUGGACAGCAUAAAACAAGUAACAGAUAAACAAAUGAAAAUGAUGAAUGAUAUAAUAUCCCACCAAGCAGACACUAGAUUCUUGACAAUGACAGUACAGAAAUAUAUGGAGGAAUCAAAGCUGCAUAAACUUGAAGUAGAUGCUUUUAAAGCUAAUCGUAGAAAGACUUCCCGUCUCAGCUGGAUAGGAAUGGAAGGGAUGGACGCUGAAACUGUCGCUGAGAGGUUAAAGGAUACAACCACAAGAUAUGACGAGGUCAAGUUACGAUGUAGCUCAUUUGGUGACAAACUAUCUUCUGUUUCUGCUAAACAGAGAGAAUUCAAUGAUGGCACAUUCAAAUUGUUAUCGUGGUUAACUGGUACCGAAGAGAAACUUUCCGAUUUAAGACAGGAACCAGGUUCUGUUGAUUCUGACAAUUUUCAAAAUCAAAUGGAGAUGAUGAAAUCUUUAAGUAGUGAUGCCAUAUCACAUAAGUCACAAUUAGAAGAAUUAGAAAAAUCUUCGCGAGAACUAAUAGCUGAUCUACACAGUCUGUCAAUGGAUUCGUCAGAUAUAGAUGGGUUACAAGAAAUCAUAUCUGAUAUCAGUGAUAGACAGGAGGAAGUCGUAGCUGAAAUUCAUGAAAGGACGAAUAAUUUACAAACUGCUCUUACAAAGUCACAAAAUGUUGAAGAUGCUUUGGACAAUAUGUUGAAAUGGUUAAGCGACACUGAGGGUGCAUUGAACAAUCAAAGACGCGCAAGUCUCAGUCGGUAUAAUUUGAAUGAACAAUGUCAGAAUUUAGAUCUUAUCAAAGCCGAUAUUGACAGUCACAAACCUAGUAUAGAAGCUAUCAGAAAUGAGGCUAAUGAACUGAUCAAAACUUGUGAACUUGACACUGCUAAAUCAAUAGAGGCCAAGAUUGGCAAUCUUGAAGCACACUUCCAUACUGUGCAGGAUAAAUGUAAAACAAGAAAUCAGGACUUACAAGAACUUUCAGAAACUUUGGAAGAAUUUCAUGACACACUUGAUAAGUGUAAGCACUGGAUUGCUGGGAAUACUACAACAUUAGAAGAUCGGGAAUGGAAUAAAAAACCAGUAGAAACUGUCAAAGACAUUGUUGAAAAAGUAUCCGCCGAAAAGGAGGACAAACAAAAAAUCAUUGAUGAAUUAAGAUCUCUUGGACAAGCUUUGAUAGAAGAUUCUAGAACUGGAGAAGUUGGUGCCGUUAAGGAAUCUCUCAAUGAUUUAGACAGAAGGUGGCAUGAUAUGGUGGCAUUGCUAUCUGAACGAGAACAGGAGACACUAGAGAAAGACAGGCAAGGAAGUGAAUAUGAAACAAUGAAAAAGAAUGUAGUUGAUUGGUUAACUAAGGUAGAGAACAAAGUAGAUGGUUUUGAACCAGUGGCUGUGGAUGUGGAUAUAGCUGAAAACCAAAUAGAAGAAUUACAGCCUAUGUUACAACAAUACCAAGAAUACGCUGAAACUGUUGAUGAAGUGAAUGACCUUGGAGCAGCUUAUGAUAACCUUCAGAACCCAGACACCAGACCAAGUAGUCCAUUCAGAAAGAUAAUGAGAGGUAGAAGAUUAUCCAGUCUAAUGUCACCAAGAGUCCGAAGUCCAUCCCCAUCAUUUACCUAUCCAUCUUCCCCAUCACCCAAUGUAAUUAGUCCUGCUAGUGAUUCCAGUGGAUUCAGUAGUAAAAAGAGUUCCAGUGACAACUUUAAUCUGGAAGAUUUGACAGAAAUUCAACAAGAAUUAGUUGACAUUAAUCAUCGUUAUGACCUUCUGGGUGACCGUCUGGCAGAUCGUCACCAAGAGUUACAGAAUAUGUUGUCAAGUACCAAAACAUUCCUACAGGAUGUCAAUGACCUUAUGACUUGGGUUGAUCUUAAGGAACUGGAUGCCAGUUUGUCUCCUUCUUUACCUACCAGUGAAAGGGAGGCUAAGAAACAGUUGAAACUCCAAGAGACACUGCAUAAAGAGUUACUUGAGAAAGAGGCCAUGAUUGAGGACAUCAGAAACAAAUCUCAAGAACUGAUGAAGACAAAGAAAGGUGUCCCUGGAAUGGACAGAGUUCAACAACAGUUUGCUGAAUUAGAUGACAAAUGGCUUGAUGUAAAGGUUGCCUCAGAACAACGAAGAAAAGCUUUAGAGGGAAUGGUAUCUGACAUCAGAGACUUCAAGGAUGCUGGUGUGCACCUACAGAAAUGGAUAGCUCAGAAAGAAAAAAUGGUGGCCGUACUAGGACCAGUAGCUACAGAACCAUCUCAGAUCCACAACCAACAAGAACAAAUUAAAAUCCUCAAAGAGGAAAUUGCUGGACAGGAACCAUUAUAUGAACGUUUAAUCCAGAGUGGACAUAGCAUCCUAGACAAAUGUCAGCCAGACUCCACAGAUGCUGCUCAUAUUAGUGAGAAGAUGGCAGUUAUCAGUAAAGGAUGGGACCAGCUCAGUUCUCGACUGGGUGAGAGAGACAAGACACUUAUUGCAGUUGAGGGAAUGAGUGCUGAGUUUAACGAGACAUUACAGUCUCUACAUGACUGGCUGGGUGACUAUACUGAUAGAGUUGAAGGAGUUAAUACUCAACCCACCAACCCAGAGGAACACCAGAGACAGAUACAUAGAUUACAGUCAUUGGAAGGUGAACUUGUUAAUCAGCAGCCAUUAUUGAACAAAUUAAAGGAGCUUGGAAAGAAGGUUGGUGACAAUACCAAAGAUCUUAGUACCAAAUCUGAACUGAAGAACAAAAUAUCAGCCAUAGAGAAACCAGUCACGGAAAUGGAAUCUAUACUUGCUGCAAAGAAGACCAGUAUAGAACAAUCAAGUCAGGAGGGAGAACAAUUCCAAGAAGGCUGUCAGGAAAUACUGGACUGGGUAUCUGAUCUCCGUGCUAAAAUACAGGAACAACCACCUGUGUCUGGUAACCUUGACCUCCUGAGGGAACAAGCUCGACAACAAAAGUUGAUCACACAAGAUAUCAAUGAGAGAGGAACAGAGGUCAGAGAUAUCCUACGUAAAGGUAACAAAUUACUCGACACACUGCCGCCAUCCAAACAUUCUAAAGAACUUGCUGAGAAGUUAGAAGACAUUAAAACAGAGUGGGAGGAGCUUAACAGACAGGCGUUACAGAGAUCACAGCAGAUAGAGGCUAGUCAGAAACAUGGACAGAACUUCCAGGAACAACUUGACAAGAUAUUGAUGUGGCUCAACAUUGAUAAUGAAAAACUGGCUAAUAUUGUACCCAAAAGUUUAGAUAAAGAUGUGGUGGCAAAGAAACUCAAGGAUGCUCAGGCACUGCAGACAGACAUUCUUAAACAUUCCCAUGACCAUGACAAUUUGAACAGAGAAGGCCAAUCAUUGAUUGGAUUAGUGGAUACAGAUAAAAACCAUGUGACUGACACUCUAUUUGAUGCUAACAAACGGUGGGAAAAUCUCAGUCAAGCUGUAGCAGACAAGAUAGAAGAAUUAGAAGACUUGUUACAGAGACUGGAGGAAUUCCAGGACAACAUGAGGGAAUCAGAGUCUACGUUAGAUAGAUAUAAAGAUAAACUUGACACUCAUCUCAAACAGGGUAGUUCAUCUAAAGAUCCCAAGCACAUAGAUAAAAUUAAGGCAUGGCAAGAAGAUGUAGAUGCCAUCACAUCACAGGUAGAUUAUGCUGAGGCAUUACUGGAUGGGUUACAAGUCCAAGGGGACAUUACUGCUCCUCUGGUCACCAAUCUAGAGAAAGCAAAACAGAAACAUGAUCAGCUACAACAAGAGCUGGCAGACGUAGUUGAAGAAAUGGAGAGUGGUGCUAUGGUUCUAACACAAUAUCAGGAUCUUGUCCAGAAUGUAGGUACAGAACUGGCUCAUUUAGAUGCUGAAUUUACUUCACUUGACCCUAUUGGACGAGACGAAUCCAUGUUGAGAGGCCAACAAAGGGAAAACGAGGACUUAGUGGUAGAAAUAGAGGAGUUCAUUUCUAAGCUGCAUGACAUUGAGGCUAAGAUAGAUGAUGUCAAACGUAAGACAGACAGCCUCAAAUCCUCAGGUUACCUUACUGAUACUGGGGUUUUAUCUCCUAUGAAACAAAUUCAAAAGCAGUUUGACAACUUGAAAGACAAGGCAGAAAAACGUAAAGAAGACCUUGCUCAAACAUUCCGUAAGAUGGAAGGUGUGGAUGAUAACCUACGUAGAAUGAGAACUAGCAUUGAUAGAGCCUCAGCAGAAUUAGAUAUGCAUGAACCCAUUGGUCAUGAUGUGGAACCAAUCAAAAGACAACAAGAGGAACUUAAGUUAUUCCAGAAAUCUGUAUUGGAGCCAUUAUUGAAGAGAGUAGAAUCUGUGCAAGGUGAUGCUCAGACUCUGGUACAAACAUCAGCCCCUGGUGUCAAUACUGGAGGACUCGAGUCAGAUCUAGAAAUCAUGGUCGAUAAAUGGUCAGAACUGAACGAAAAGGUCUUGGAACGUGAGCAUAACUUAGACAAUGCAUUGUUACAAGCUGGUAAAUUCAAUGAUGCUUUAGACUCGCUCCUCAGUUGGCUAAAAGAAACAGAAGAUAUGGUUCAGAACCAAAAAUCUGCAUCCACUGACUACAAAGUGGUUAAAGCUCAAUUACAAGAACAAAAAUUCUUGAUGAAGAUGUUAGAUGAUAGAGAAAGCAGUGUUAAAUCAGCAAAACAACUUGCCGAUAAUCUAUUGAAAAACCUUGACUCUAGAGAGCAAAAGGCUAUACAGAAUCAGUCAGCCCAGUUACAGCAGAGAUGGGACGUGUUACGACAGAAUGCUGCAAAUCGUUUAGACAAGUUAGAGGACGUGGUUGGAUUAGCUAGGGAUUACCAGGAAGUCAGGGACCCUCUGUGCCAAUGGCUAGACAUGACGGAGAAAAAGUUUGCUGCUUUAGAACCGUCAGCAAUGGAUACUGAAGGCAUAGAAAACAUCAUUACUUCAUUAAAGGAUAUGGAAGAUGACAUUGCUAAUCAAGAUUACAACUUCCAGAACUUAGGAGACAAAUCUGACAACUUACAGAAAUAUUGUUCAGGACCUGAUGCUGAUACAUUAGACAAGAAAACCAAAGCAUUCCAGAGUAGAUUCUCAGAUCUCUGUAACAAAGUCUCAGAUUCUACGGAACAAAUGGAAGAAGCUUUACCUCUUGCCAAAAACUUUAAUGUAGCACAUGCUAAAUUCCUAGACUGGGUCCUAUCAGUAGAACCACAACUAAGAGCCAAGGAAGCCACAGGACCAGAAGCUUUUGAACAAGUACAGAACUUUGUUCAACAGUUACAAGAGAUUCAGGCUGUGAUAGAGACACUGAAUAACGAUGGUAACCUGUUAGCUGAGCUUGCUCCUGGUGAUGCUGGGCUUAGAGUGGAAGAUACUAUCAAUAAAAACAUGAAACGAUAUGAUGCUGUCAAUGACAACAUACAGAGAAGGUCACAGAAACUUAGGUCAACAAAACAAAGGUCAUCUGAGAUUGUAAAUGAUAUGAAUGACUUGAUAGAAUGGUUUGAUGAUGAGGCUAAAAAGAUCAAAUCUGCUGAAGAUGUUAGUAGUGAUCCUGUCAAACUCAACAAGCAGAUAGCUGAACAAAAGGCAAUUAAUGACGACAUCAGCAGCCAAAAAGCCAAAGCCAGAGAAUUCAUAACCAAGGGUAAAAAAUUAUUACGAGAAUCGUCCUUUGAGGAUGAUCCACAAUUAAGAGAAAGAGUUGAACAUUUAAAACAGAAAAUGGAUGCUGUAGGUAAACUAGGUGUAGACAGAUUGAGUCAGCUAGAACAGACUCUGCCAUUGGCUAAAGCUUUUUAUGAUACACAUCAGGACUUGGUCACAUGGUUCGCAGAAGUGAAUCCCACGCUUGCUGAGUUGGACGUUAUGUCCAUUGAUGCAGAUCAUGUGAAGAGACAACAAGAUCAAGUCAAGGUAUUAAAACAAGAAGUGCAGGACCACAAACCAGUGAUUGACAGACUUAACAAGACAGGAAAUGCAUUAGUCAAACUUUGUGGGGAACAUGAUUGUCUCAAGGUUCAGAAGAUGCUUGAUAAGGACAACAAAAAAUUGGAUGAUAUGAGAAACUCGCUGAGAGACAGAUCAAUGUCUAUUGAUGAAGCUUUGCAACAAUCAGCUGAGUUCACAGACAAAUUAGAAGACAUGUUAGAGACCUUAGCAACAACAAGUGAACAAGUGGAGAAUGCUGAGCCAGUGUCUGCUCAUCCUGACAAACUCAGAGAACAAUUGGCAGAAAAUAAGGCAUUGUUGGAAGACAUGGACAUGAGACAGACUGCUUUACAGUCCAUUAAAUCUACUGCUGAGGAUCUGAUCAAUCAAGCUGGCAGUGACCAGGACGAGGCAGUUAAAGAUGUACAACAAAAGUUAAAUGAACUGAUAGAUCUGUACGAGGGUAUCAAGGAUGCCACACAUUCCCGUACUCAAGCUCUGGAGGAAACACUGGAUGUGUCAGAACGAUUCUGGGAUGACCUACAUUCUCUGGCUGGUACAAUCAAAGACCUACAAAAUGCCAUAGUCCAGCAGGACCCACCAGCUUUAGAACCAGCAAUCAUCAGAGAACAACAGGAUUAUAUGGAGGCACUGAAGGAUGACAUUGAAGCAACCCAGGCAGACAUAGAAGAUGUCAGUCAGACAGGGGAUCAGUUGGUUUCACUGUGUGGUGAUCCAGAAAGACCAGAGGUGGAGAAAAAUGUAAACGACCUUCAAUUGACCUUAGGAAAUGUGGCAGACAAGUUUGAGAAGAGAUCCAAAGACCUGGAAGUAGCUCUGACCAAGGCUGUUCAUUUCCAGGAUGAACUGAUGAAAAUCUUAGUGUGGCUGCAGAAGAAUGAGGUUAAAGUGAGAGAGUUUGGCCAUGUUGGAACUGACUUUGAUACCAUCAAAAUACAGUGGAACCAAGUUAAAGACAUGAAAGCCAAAAUAGAACCGAAGCAAGUGGAUGUAGAAGCAUUAAAUCAGAAAGCCAAUGACCUUGCCAAGGACAGCACUCCAGAACAGGCAGCCAUUGUUAAAGAACCCAUGUCAAGUGUCAACAAGAGAUGGGACAAUCUGCUGGAAGGACUUGGAGAUCGGGAGAGAAAGUUACAGAUGGCCAUGUUGAAUGUUGGUCAGUUUGAACAUGCUCUGAAUGAACUUCUUGCCUGGCUGGAUAAAACUGACCAGUCUUUAGAUGAUUCUACUUCAGUGAAUGGUGACCACAAAUCUAUAGAAAUAGAACUGGCUAAACUUAAGGUCAUUCAAAAUGACGUUGAUGGCCACAAAGAAAGUGUAGAUUCCUUGAAAGAAGCUGGUGUUCGUGUGGUUGCUAAGGAACAUGGUACAGACACUCCUGUGAAAAGGAAACUUAAUGAGAUCAACACCAUGUGGGGCCGUGUACAGGAUAAAUGUAACAACAAACAUAAACGACUAAAGGAUGCUCUUAGAGAGGCCAAGUCCUUUGCUGGUGAUCUACAAGACACAUUGGCCCAUAUGUCAGAGUUGGAGGAUAAUUUGAUAACUUCAACACCAGUUGGUGGCUUACCGGAGACAGCCAAAGAACAGUUUGAGAAAUUCAUGCAUGUGUACAAUGAACUAGACAACACAGAUAGGAGAAUAGGUAAACUAACAGAAGCUGGAAACAAACUGGCAGCUAAAAAGUCUGACACGGCUGCUAAUAGUAUCAGACAAAGUCUGGGAAUACUACAUCAAAGAUGGGAGAAUAUCAGGACUAGAGCUGAAGAUAGAAAGGCAAAACUAGAGAGUGCUGUAGGACAAGCCAACAGUUUCAGUGAUGAUCUGAACAGGUUUAUAGCCUGGUUAACAGACACCGAGAAGACACUUAACAACCUGAAGCCAGUCAGUCGUCUGCUUGACAGGAUAGCAGUUCAAAUUGAAGACCACAAAGCAUUACAGAAAGAUGUGAGUAAGAACAGAGAGACUAUGAUAGCUCUGGACAAGACAGGAACACAUCUGAAAUACUUCAGUCAGAAACAAGAUGUCAUCCUGAUCAAAAAUCUCCUUGCCAGUGUACAACAUCGCUGGGAGAAAAUUGUAUCUAGGAGUGCUGAGAGAACCAGGCAUCUAGAGAAGGGAUAUAAAGAAGCCAAACAGUUCCAUGCAAUGUGGAGAGAGUUACUUGAUUGGUUAAGAGAAGCAGAGAAGACCCUAGAUUCUCAUCAUCAAGUAGGAAAUGAUCCAAUCAAAAUCAAGGCUGAGAUUGCAAAACACAAGGAAUACCAACGAGGUAUUGGUACCAGACAGCCAUUAUAUGACAGUAUCAACCGAUCAGGAAGGACGUUGAAGGACAAAUGUCCACCCGAGGAUGUCACAGAUAUACAAAGAAUGUUAAUAGAACUCAAAACUAAAUGGAACACAGUCUGUAGUAAAUCUGUUGACAGACAAAGGCAGUUGGAGGAGGCUUUGUUGUUUGCUGGUCAGUUCUCUGAAGCUUUACAAGCUCUGUUGGACUGGCUGGGUAAGGUAGAACCUACUCUGGGUGAGGACCAACCUGUUCACGGAGAUAUAGAUACAGUCAAUAACUUAAUGGAGUCACAUAAGGCAUAUCAGCAGGAACUUGGUGCCAGAGCAAAUACAGUAGAAUUUGUAAGGAAACGUGCCAAAGAAUUGAUGGAUAAAUCUGAAGGUGACAUGUCACAGCAACAAGCUGAACUGAUAGAGUUAUCUACCCUGUGGGAUAGAGUUUGUAAGCUGAGUGUCAACAAACAGGAACGACUAGAACAAGCACACAAACUGGCUGAAGAAUUCCACAAGAAAGCCCAGGGAUUGUUGGAAUGGCUGGCAUCAGCUGAGAGACAACUAAGAUAUAGAGGACCAAUCCCUGAUGAGGAACCUGCUCUUAUCAAACAUAUAGAGGAGCACAAGAAAUUUGAGGAAGAAUUAAUGAGACAAGAGGCCCACCUGAGAGAGACAUUGAACAUAGGCCAGGAUAUAAUGAAAAGAUGUCAUCCUGAUGCCCUGUCCACACUUAAACAUUGGCUGUCUGCUCUUAAAGCCAGAUGGGAAGAGUUGACUGGUAUGUGUAAGACUAGAGGUAAGAAAAUGGCUGAAAACCUCUCAACCGUCAGAUCUAAUACAAGACUUCUGGAUGAUUUGUUAGCCUGGUUAAAUGGAGCAGAGACAACAUUGAUAAAUGUAGACCAAGAACCCAUUCCAGGGGACAUUCAGGUCAUCCAUGACCUCAUCAAAGACCAUCAGCACUUCAUGAAUGAAGUAUCAAGUAGACAGCCAGAUGUUGACCGUUUGAUUAAAGCUGACAAACAAAGGACAGCGUCCACUUCAGAACCAGCAUCAUACAUUCCAGUGUUGAGAAACACAUCAGGAAGACACACACCUGUCAAACUCACUCCCAGGAAAGACAAUGACAGUGGCAGAAGAACACCUGAACCAUCAUUCAGAAAUCCUAGAACUGGUGCCCUGUUUAACAAGUGGAGAGGAGUGUGGUUAAUGACAAUGGACAGACAACGGAAACUGCAAGAUGCACUGGAUCAUUUGAAUGAAGUAGAAAAGUUAAAGAACUUUAGUUUUGAUCCAUGGAGAAAAAGAUUCUUACAGUGGAUGAGACAUAAUAAAUCUAGAAUUAUGGAAAUGUUCCGUCGUAUCGACAGAAAUAAGGAUGGAAGAAUAACACGCAGAGAGUUCAUUGAUUCUAUCAUAUCUACAAAAUUCCCUACGAGUCAGUUAGAGAUGGACAUUGUUGCCAACUUGUUUGAUCGUGACGGCUCUGGAUUAAUUGAUUACAAAGAAUUUGUGUCUGCUCUGAGACCAGAUACACACAAAGAGCUUGAUAAGAAUUUGACUGAUUCAGAAAAGAUCCAUGAUGAAGUACAUGAGCAAGUGUCGAAAUGUACCUGUGUGAAACAGUUCCGUAUCCACAAAAUAGGAGAAGGAAAGUACCGGAUACGAAAAACAAUUUGUGAUGCAAUCAUUACGUUUGGAGAUUCCCAGAAGUUAAGAUUAGUGAGAAUUCUCCGUAGUACUGUGAUGGUCCGAGUUGGAGGAGGAUGGGUGGCUCUGGAUGAGUUCCUUGUUAAGAAUGAUCCUUGUAGAGUGGGACUGCGGAGACGAAUCCGUUUCAAAGUUGCAGUAGUAAACCCAGAGGACCUCACUAAAGGGAGAACAAACAUUGAAUUGAGAGAACAAUUUAUCCUUGCCCAAGGUGUCAGUCAAUCUAUGACAGGAUUUACAGCUAAAAGUCCCAGUGGCAGUUCUUAUUCCGGUAGUUCUACGCAUUCUGCUGGAACAUGGAGCACACGAUCACCAAGUUCUGCUACUGGACCCAUUACCAAGAGGCACAGGAAAAGGAAUUCUCUUGCUGUUCCCAGGCCAAGGACGAGGAGAGCUCUCUCCGUACCCAGUCAAAGGACAAAGAGAGCUCUCUCUGUACCUAGUAUACAUAUACGAGAGAAAACCCAGUACCCAACACCAUGGCGACAAAGGAUGAAGAACAGCCCUGAUGUUGAAGUACGACAGAUUAUGUCUGGUGAUAGAAUGAGUAAACCUAAAGUCAGCAGAGAUAUAAUGAAAAGUCCAGCUACCCCUGUAAGUCGUAGUUCGAGUCGAGCUAGUACAAGUAGUCGACCACCAAGUCGUGCAGACAGUGAGGCAUCAGAAGCCAGUGAACCAGAAAUAUUUACAACAGUGCAACAAGAGACAAAAAAUCACGGUGGUCGUAACACCACAACAAUGACAUACCAAACACAUGUGAUACAAACACGUAGAACUUCAACACCAACAUCAGCCUCCAAAAAAGUAUCAAAAAUACCAAAACCAUCGCCAGCACGGAAAAAAUAAUUCAUUAUUCAUAUAGGAUAUAUAUUUAAUUUUGCUGCUUUAGUUCUAGUUAAAGGCAGAUUAUCAGUAUGGCUGUAAUUAUUAUUGUUCACCAUGUUACAUGUGAAACCUACAAAAAAAGAUGGAAAUAAUAUGGGAACAUUGCUACCAUGUUACAUGUAAAACUUGCAAAAAAAGAUGGAAAUGAUAUGGGAACAUUGCUACCAUGUUGCAUGUAAAACUUGCAAAAAAAAGAUGGAAAUAGUUAUUAUAUGGGAACAUUGCUAGGUUAUUUGAAUAUCAAGCUUGUGAUAUUAAGCAUUUAGAUCAUAUUCCAUUGCUGUCAUUAAUUAUAUCUUCAUAAUGUGAUACUAAAUUCCCUAUUUUUGUUAUAUGUAUAUAGUUAUUUAUACACAGAUCAUAGCUUUAUAAUUGUAUAUACUAGAGUAAACAAUUUUUCUAUCCUGUUUGAUGUGGAAGUAAGAAUGCAUGUUAUUAGAUAAUUGUUUUUGAGAUAGUUGAAAUGAUUGGUUACUGUUUGAUAAAGUCUUGUUUUUGAUUGGUGUAUAUUUGAUAAAGGGAGAGACUAUUAAAUUGGUGCUGCUGCUGUUGUUAUUAGAUAUGAAAUCAUUUCUCCCUUUAUCCAAUUUACAAGUCAAUGAUACAAAAUUGAGUACUUCAAAUUAUUUCUUCUUUUGCCAAGUAGCAGAAAAGAUUAUUAAUCAGUUGACAUUAUAUGUGUAUUUUGUAAUUUAGCAACAAAUUUUUACGAUAUGUCUACGACAUGUCUGAAGUGCUAUAUCAUUCCUAUGUAUGUUGUAUGAAUGGUUACCAUGACUACAGGGUGUGAUUUUUUUUAGUAUGUAUAUAUUUAUCUAUAUAUAUGUACUGCCUUGCUAUAUGUAAGCAAGUAAAAGCGACACAAUAAAAGAAUCUCACAUA
Messenger RNA from Mytilus trossulus (common blue mussel), 27291 nucleotides. Its product is annotated as microtubule-actin cross-linking factor 1, isoforms 1/2/3/4/5-like. Gene Ontology annotation, molecular function: structural molecule activity; microtubule binding; calcium ion binding. NCBI's taxonomy places the organism in Eukaryota, Metazoa, Mollusca, Bivalvia, Mytilida, Mytilidae. Gene Ontology annotation, biological process: wound healing; intermediate filament cytoskeleton organization. The transcript has 91 exons. Bases 154 to 26370 code for a protein of 8738 amino acids. Gene Ontology annotation, cellular component: membrane; cytoplasm; intermediate filament. The record is from RefSeq and is a predicted model, not a curated record.